Messenger RNA from Drosophila guanche, 564 nucleotides. Its product is annotated as methylmalonic aciduria and homocystinuria type D homolog, mitochondrial-like. The record is from RefSeq and is a predicted model, not a curated record. Gene Ontology annotation, cellular component: mitochondrion. The transcript has 2 exons. The coding region runs from base 1 to 564 and encodes 187 amino acids. Lineage: Eukaryota; Metazoa; Arthropoda; Insecta; Diptera; Drosophilidae. Gene Ontology annotation, biological process: cobalamin metabolic process.
AUGACAUUAACUAGUCAGGAGUUGCUAAAAGAGCUUUCGACUGAAAAACCUAUUCCAAAUAUUGACAUGUUUCUUGCUGAUGAUCGCCAAAUUCUUCAAUGCAACGCCCAUGAAUGCCCUGUAUUGAUGGUGCAAGACUUUCAAGAACUCUUCCCAAACAAUCCAGAACUCUCCCAAGGCAUGACUGUGAUGACUAUCUCUCAAAAAUCGAUCAAUGAUAUGAGUUCCUGGUCAUCGAAAGUCAUUGAUGAACGUGAAUCUCUCAUGGAAAAGUUCGUUUUCACUGCAGAACGAAUGUGCAAUUAUCUCAAAAGUCUUGGUUAUUGGGCAGAUUUUAUUGAUCCCUCGUCUGGACGUCCUUACAAUGGAGAUUACACUCCAGCAACCUUUUUCGAAACUGAUGAGCGCUAUCGAAAGUUUGGCUUUGAAAUUGAAGAUCUUGGAUGUUGCAAGGUUAUUUCGCAUUCUAAAUGGGGAACUAACUUAUUCGUUGGAGCUCUUUUCACCAAUGCUCCCGUUGAAUCGGAUGCUAUCCAGAGUUUGAUUAUUUACAUGGAUGAAUAA